GCAAUAAUUUUCAAUUGGCUAAAUACGUUUCUGAAAAAGCUGAUUUUCAAAGUCUCCGCAUCUUUGCUACGGCGUUUAAUUCUACCAAAAAAAUGGGGGAUUCAAACAAUCUUGAAGAAUCCUUGAAACCCUUUUACCAGAGAGCUUCAGAGGCUGAGGAACGAUUGGCAAGACUUGAAAUUUCAGUUGCUAGUAAGACAGAUCCUAAAAAUGAGGAAUUAGAGAGAACAGUUGCUGAACUCCAGUCAAAGCUGAAGGAUGUCACAGCUGAGCUAGAAGCAGAACAAGAAAAGGGACAUAAACAGGUCGAACAACUAACUUCAGAGAAUGCAAAGCUCAAAUAUCGUAUCAAACAUCUAGUUCAAUCGCUAGAGGAGGUUCUUAGCAAGUUGGCAUCGAAGUGAG
Molecule: messenger RNA, 405 nt
Organism: Solanum verrucosum
Lineage: Eukaryota; Viridiplantae; Streptophyta; Magnoliopsida; Solanales; Solanaceae
Exons: 4
Coding region: 93-404 (103 amino acids)
Source: RefSeq, a predicted model, not a curated record